UUUGUAAAACAAAGAGAACAUAUUCUAUACGAAAUUUAUUUCUAACCAAGCGGCCGAAAAUACACAUGACAGCUAACUGAGCUUCUUGUCAAUUCGUGUCUGAAAUGGCUGUAACAAGAUCUCAAAAGAAUGGAGAUGUCUCCAGUAGCGAGCAACCAAGGGAGACAACUGAUGGUACAGAUAAAUCAGGGGACAGCACUCUGUCUGCUAGUGAGAAGAAAGUGCUAAGAACUGUAUUCAUAUCACUGGUUAUAGAUUUACUGGCAUUUACUGUGAUACUCCCUUUACUGCCGUCACUGUUAGACUACUAUGGAACUAAAGAGGAUGGUCUAUAUAAAAGUUUGAAAGAUUCAGUGAGCAGUUUUAGAGAGCUGGUAGGGGCACCAGACACCCCAAGAUGGAAUUCUGUGUUAUUUGGAGGUUUGAUAGGGUCCAUGUUUUCACUGCUGCAGUUUAUAGCUUCACCUGUGAUAGGCGCUACAUCAGAUGUUUAUGGUAGAAAACCUGUUCUUGUUCUCUCCAUGGUAGGUGUUGCAUUUUCCUAUGCUUUGUGGGCGGUCUCGAGGAAUUUUGGUUUAUUUGUGAUAGCUAGAUUUGUUGGAGGAAUAAGUAAAGGAAAUAUAAGUCUGAGUACAACAAUAGUAGCUGAUAUUCUACCAGCACAGAGACGUGGAAAAGGCAUGGCUCUGAUAGGAGUGGCGUUUUCUAUAGGUUUUGUGUUUGGUCCACUGAUUGGUGCUAUAUUUUCCCGCUGGGCUCGGGAGCAACAAGGCGAGUUUUACGUGUAUCCAGCAUUAUUUGCCCUUGUCUUGUCUGUGAUAGAUGUCAUAUAUAUAGCUGUCUUAUUCAAGGAAACAUUACCUCAAACUAAAAGGGCCAAGUCUAUAUCAUCUGGCUGGAAGAAUACUUCAUACCUCAUCAACCCAGUGUCAUUAUUUAAAUUUUCAUCUGUUACAAAUAUGUCUACAAAAGAUAUGUCAGAUAUAAGGAAGUAUGGGGUUGUGUAUUUUCUCUACCUGUUUUUCUACUCUGGUUUGGAGUUCACCUUGACCUUCCUGACCCAUAACAGGCUAAAUUAUGACAGUAUGCAGCAAGGAAAGAUGUUUUUCUUUAUUGGAUUUAUAAUGGCUGCUGUACAAGGUGGUUAUACUCGUAGAGCAUCUGCUGGGAAGGAAGUUAAGAUGGCAGCACAGGGUAUUCUCAUCCUCGUACCAUCAUUUAUAAUCAUGGCAUUUGCUUACUCUGCUGUCUGGAUAUAUUUAUCACUAGCUCUUUUCUCAUUUGCAUCAGCUACUGUUGUACCAUGUUUGACCACUAUGAUAUCACUAUAUGGAGGUAAUGACCAGAAGGGCACUAUAAUGGGUAUAUUUAGAUCAUUAGGUGCCCUAGCUAGAGCACUAGGUCCAGUUUUUGCAUCAACAAUGUACUGGAGUUGUGGAGCUACCGUGUGUUAUAUAACAGGUGGAGUUUUCCUCUGCCUGCCCUACCUUCUUCUCAAACGUAUCUCUGUAGAUCAUGUGAAAAAACAAUAGAUGUAUGGAUACCAUACCUUUACAGAGUUUAUUUUAUUUUUUAUCUGUUAUAGAUUUUUGAAGUUUUGUUGUAGAAUAUUUUUGUACAUGUUAUAUGGCUGGUUACCAAUUGUCAGAAUGAUAUAUUAGAAAUUAUAGAAAUGAUUCACUCAUAUGUUCAUGUUCAAAACACAGCAUUUCAUUGCUAAAAAUGUCCAUUUAAGCUUUAACAUAUAGUCAAGGAAAACAGCAUAAUCUUUUUAUCCCAAAGUAGUUUUGUUAACAUUACAUUUUUGAAUUUUUAAUAGAUGUUUGCAUGAAAUGCUGGCAUAAAGUAUAUAUGUAUUCAUUGAUCUAGAAGGACAUUGGUUAUUUUCAUUGAUAGAAAUAAGAUAUAGAUCAUAGCAGAUAUGUCAUUACUUUAAAACUUUAGAUAUUACAUCAGCUGCAGGCAUCUGAUGUUACGAGAAAAUGUCAAACUAAUUUUUGUAUGCAACCCUUUAUUUUGCUUAUGUAUGUUAUGCAGUUACGCUUCUUAUUGAUGAAUUAACAGGUCAAUAUGAUGAAUUAGCUUUUAUAUGUAGGAAAGAUAUGUGAGAAACUUAGUUUUACCACAAGAAGAACAUAUACAUUGAUGUUUGGAGUGUUUCUAAUGUGUAUUCAUAUUUCUAUGCUUAUAUGCUGUUUUAACUUUAGAGAAUAGUAUUUUCAAUGUCUUCCACCCUUCUGGUAAAUGGGAGCAUAUUUU
Molecule: messenger RNA, 2259 nt
Organism: Ruditapes philippinarum (Manila clam)
Lineage: Eukaryota; Metazoa; Mollusca; Bivalvia; Venerida; Veneridae
Product: major facilitator superfamily domain-containing protein 10-like
Exons: 12
Coding region: 105-1532 (475 amino acids)
Biological process (GO): transmembrane transport
Cellular component (GO): brush border membrane
Molecular function (GO): transmembrane transporter activity
Source: RefSeq, a predicted model, not a curated record